AUGGUAGCUCUUUCCUUGAAGAUCUGUGUCCGCCAUUGCAAUGUAGUGAAGACGAUGCAGUUUGAACCAUCCACUGCAGUGUAUGAUGCUUGUAGAGUUAUUCGUGAACGAGUGCCAGAGGCUCAGACGGGGCAAGCCUCUGACUAUGGAUUGUUCUUAUCGGAUGAUGAUCCUCGAAAAGGUAUAUGGCUGGAGGCUGGAAGAACGCUGGAUUAUUACAUGCUGAGAAAUGGGGAUAUACUGGAGUACAAAAAGAAGCAGAGACCUCAGAAAAUACGUAUGUUGGAUGGUUCAGUGAAAACAGUCAUGGUGGAUGAUUCCAAAACAGUUGGUGAAUUACUGGUUACUAUUUGCAGCAGGAUAGGAAUAACGAAUUAUGAGGAAUAUUCCUUAAUCCAGGAGAGCAUUGAAGAGAAGAAAGAGGAGAGUACAGGAACACUUAAGAAAGACAGGACGUUGUUGCGUGAUGAAAGAAAAAUGGAAAAAUUGAAAGCAAAGCUUCAUACAGAUGAUGAUUUAAAUUGGCUGGAUCAUAGCCGAACGUUCAGAGAACAAGGAGUCGAUGAAAACGAAACACUACUGUUGAGGCGAAAGUUCUUUUAUUCAGACCAGAAUGUAGAUUCAAGAGAUCCUGUUCAGCUUAAUUUGCUUUACGUUCAGGCUCGUGAUGACAUUCUCAAUGGGUCCCAUCCUGUCUCCUUUGAGAAGGCCUGCGAGUUUGGAGGCUUUCAAGCGCAGAUCCAGUUUGGACCUCAUGUAGAACACAAACACAAACCUGGAUUUUUAGAGUAA
Messenger RNA from Nestor notabilis (Kea), 792 nucleotides. Its product is annotated as talin-2-like. The record is from RefSeq and is a predicted model, not a curated record. The transcript has 6 exons. Gene Ontology annotation, biological process: cell-cell adhesion. Lineage: Eukaryota; Metazoa; Chordata; Aves; Psittaciformes; Psittacidae. Gene Ontology annotation, molecular function: integrin binding. Gene Ontology annotation, cellular component: plasma membrane; cytoskeleton; focal adhesion. Bases 1 to 792 code for a protein of 263 amino acids.